CAGGUUUAAAUGCUGUGCAAGUGAAGCUCUCGCUUUGAUAACUGCUCGCGUGUCUGCAAGGCUCAGCCAAUGGAUUACUCGUAUCUCAACCAGGCGGCCGCGUCCUUCGACUCCAGCUGCCUGCAGGGCGGCAUGGAUCCCACCGGACUGGCCAACAUGCCGUGCGCCUACGGCGAUCUCACGUCCUGCAGCCAGAUGUCGCAGGCCGCCUAUCGCUACACGGCGGCCGCCGCCUCGAUGGCCAGAUCCUACAAUCCCGUGGGCAGCGCCGUGGGCCACGGCAGCGCGGCCAUGGGCAGUCUCCACCACACCGGCGCCCCGGGAAGUCAGUGCGGCGUGAUGAACGGCCGGAGUCACCAUCAGGACAUGCACAGAACUUCCAUGUUUCCCGCUUCGAUGAACCUCCAGACUGGCAUCUCCUACAAAGUCUACCCUGGCCACGAUUCCGUGCUGACGGAGAAGCGGAAGCAGAGACGGAUCCGGACCACAUUCACAUCGGCGCAGCUCAAGGAGCUCGAGAGGGCCUUCCAGGAGACCCACUAUCCUGACAUCUACACACGCGAGGAGAUCGCCAUGAAGAUUGACCUCACCGAGGCGAGAGUUCAGGUGUGGUUUCAGAAUCGUCGAGCCAAAUUUCGGAAACAGGAGAGAAUAGCACAGCAAAAGGUCACAUCGAACAAUCCCAGCAGCGCCUCGGAUGCAUCGGUCAAGGCGGAGAUCAAGGCGAAUCCCGGGGGCGCCACAACACCCAAGGACCUCAAAGCAGGCUCGCCCAUCUCCACAGUGUCCACCACGCCCAACUCCAACUCGUCAUCGCAUCAGUCCACCGACAUCAAGCCCAUUAAUGGGAAAAUCACAGAUGAUCUCACGUCCAACAACAACAAGUGGACAGGAUCGUGCAACUCGCUGCUGCAGCACCAUCAGCAGCAGCAACUGGGGAAGUCACCCACGACGGCGUCGAGUCUGGGAAGUGGCCUUCAGAACCAUCAUCACACGUCGCACCAUCACGCGGCCGUGGCCGCCGCGGCCCUGGCGUCGCCCUUCUCGUCCCUCCUGAGCGCCGGAGGGAGCGCCGGCUACCUGCUGGACCCUCUGGGCAGCCUGAACAAGUCCAGCACGGCCAAUCACCUCUUCUAGGGCUGAGAACCGAGCCACAACCACCCCCCCCCCCGAAAUGCAAGACAGAGUCUUCGUCCAGUCCCGCGGGAGCCAAGAAGUUAUCACAUGUGAAUUUCAAUGAGAUACGAAUGUCUUUUUUUUUUCGCCGAAGCGCAGAGAAUCGAAGUGUGUAUAGUCUACUGAACACAUCUGUAUACGGAAAAUCAUAUAUAUACCAUAUAUAUUUAGGUGAGGGGAGGAGAGGUGACCAGAGAGUCCAUAUACGAGAGAAAGAAGUGGUAUAAAUUAUUUUUGCCAAUUUGUAUAAAAUAUGGUUGUAAAAAUAGCGAAGAUUAGAUGUUUUGUUGCCCUCCUCAUCCAACAUUUGCGUCGUAGAUCACUGUUUUUUUUUUCAUGCCACACACAACACUAUAGAGAGAUACUCAGUUUCUCCACUUAGUCGAAAGCAACAGAUUUCAAAUAAAUUCCCCCAGAAAGUGUGAAAGUAUAUAUUUUCUUUGGCCAACCACAAAAGACAUCCAUGUUAAGAGACACCCAAUUAGGCAGUCAAUGAGAGUCCGCCAAGGCUCCAUGUUUUAAUUGUAAAUUAUGCAAUAAGUGAGAGAGAAAGAGCGUGAAAGGUGAGAUAAGAAUAUUGUAGAAUGUAAUGAGAAUGAUGGUGGAAAAUGAAGAGAAAAAUCAUAGUCAUAUUGAGGAUUAUUUCGUGAAAUAAAAAAACAAAAAGCUUGAAAGGCAGAAAAGCACGAUGAGAAUUCCCUGGAUUGUCCUCAGGAUC
Molecule: messenger RNA, 1894 nt
Organism: Phlebotomus argentipes
Lineage: Eukaryota; Metazoa; Arthropoda; Insecta; Diptera; Psychodidae
Product: paired mesoderm homeobox protein 2B-like
Exons: 4
Coding region: 70-1137 (355 amino acids)
Biological process (GO): regulation of transcription by RNA polymerase II
Molecular function (GO): RNA polymerase II transcription regulatory region sequence-specific DNA binding; DNA-binding transcription factor activity, RNA polymerase II-specific
Source: RefSeq, a predicted model, not a curated record